AUUUUAUUAUUUAAUUUUAACUUAAAUCAGAGUGAAUUAAUAUUAAAAAAAUAUGGGUGUGGUCUUUAAAUUCAUAAUCGAUUUGUGAAGCGUUAGCUUAGCUAGAGUAAUGAAGAUUGAAGACCAACAAAGGCUAGACACUGUACAGAGACGCUUGUGUAAACCAUUAACUCUCUAUAAAAGGUUUGCUCUGUAUAAAUUUCUGUCAAAUUCGUUGGAAACUUGUUUAUAAGUUUUUAAAUAAGAUUUUAAGAUAAAUAAGUAAAUUUAUAUGUGAAAUAUGUGUGAUUUACUCGUAUGCCGAAUUUGUCUGGCUGCGGAUGACGUAAAAUUGUACAAUAUAUACAAGUAUAAUCUAAUAGAAGCUUAUAAAAACGUAACUGGAGAUCAGUUAUUAAAAGUAGAAGAUGGUCUACCGGAGUUCGUAUGUAGCUAUUGCAGCACAUUGCUGCUUAAAUAUGCGGCUUUCAAAGAGAAAUGUUGUGAUACUCGAUCGAUUCUUACAUAUGCAUCGCAAAGACAGCUAACGACAAAUGAUAUACGUUCUAUCAAUCAACAGUAUAAAUUGCCGUACACAAUAUCAACAAACUAUCCCACAGUAAACAUGGAAUACAUGGAAUAUGCAGAACAGAUUAUAAAAGAAGAAAGCAUUGUAAUUGAAUCCCCUCUUAUAAUGGAAUAUGAGACGGAACAUAAAAAGAAAAAAGUUAAAAAAAAGAAAGAAAAAAACAGUGUCAAUGUAAUAAAAUUUGAAGAUGAGGUCUUCGAUGAUGUCGGUUUUGAAGGUCACGACAGCGAUAUCAAUGACGAUGCAGAGAUGAAAGAUAUAGAAGUAAACAUUCUGAGUAAGGAGGAACAGCUCCUUGAAAUUGAGGAGAGAAAAACGUCAUCGAAUUAUGUCAAUUCAUUCUAUAAAUGCGAUUAUUGUUAUAAAGGGUUUAUCAUGGCUUCGACUUAUAAGAAUCAUAUGGUUAAACAUGAUCCGGAACGGGGUGACUUCGUGUGCGAGGUUUGCAAGUCACGCUGGACGGACGCACGUUCGCUCCGUGCGCACGUUCUCAACACGCACGAAAAGAAAUACGUGUGCAAGCUGUGCGAGUACGUGUCUAGGAACAUUCACCGAGCGAAGGAACAUUUGAAAUGGCAUAAAGGAUUUAUGUUCGAAUGCAAAAUAUGCGGAGCUCUGUUCGCCAAGUCGACCAGCCACCUCACCCACAUCCGUCUCCAGCAUCCAUCGAGCCACGCUUGCGAGCUCUGCGGCGAGUCGUUCAUCGGUGAAUUCGGUUUAAGAAUGCAUAAGAAAAAAGUCCACCAGAAUGCCGAAAGCUUAACAUCUGAAUGCGGGAACUGCAGUACGAAGUUCCAUUCCGCGAAGGCGUUGAAGAAACACUUGAAGGAUGACGUUUGUGACGCGACCAUCAGGUCCUGCCAGUACUGUGGCGAUGGCUUCGAAACCGAAGAUGCCUUGAAGAUGCAUUUGAAGGAAAACCACGAAGACGAGAGCCUGUAUUGUGAAGAGUGCGCGCGCGGCUUCGCGAGCGCGCGCUCGCUGAGCGUGCACCGCGAGCGCGUGCACCUCGGCGUCAAGCGCGCCGCGCGCCGCCGGGCGCCGCGCCGCGCGCGCGACAGCGCCGUCUGCGAGGUCUGCGGCCUCACCUGCAUCUCCAAGGCCACGCUGAUGUACCACCAGCGAACGCACACUGGAGAGAAGCCAUAUCACUGCACACAGUGUCCGAAAAAAUUUAGUAUAAUGCAACUACUUCAGAUCCACAUUAGGACACACACGGGGGAGAGGCCGUUCAAGUGUCAGAACUGUCCAAAGGCUUUCAAGCACAAGGCCGCUCUCAACAGACAUAACAGGGUGCACACAGGUGUGAAGCCCUACAGCUGUCCCCAUUGCAGUAAGUCCUUCACACAGUCAAAUUCGAUGAAGUAUCACAUCAAUACUGUACACCUUAAGCUUCCAGCGCCAUAUAGGAACAGGCGAAAUAAACUAGAUGUAACAACAGAUUGUCUCAUCAAACAUUUUGUGUUUGAUAGUCGAAGUAAUCAGUUAGUAAUCUGUGGCGUUACCUUAUUCCCUAUGAGUAAUAUGUUUUAUUGUUCGUUCGUUAGUAUACAUUAUAUUAUCUGUGAAUGUGGCGAUACAUUUCCAACAGAGGAGGCAUUAAAAGAACAUUUGGAAAAAGAGCAUACUCAAAAAGUUGCAAUCGAAAGAAAUGAAUACAAGUGCGAUACAUGUGAUAAAAUCUUUGCAUCGGAAAAGGCAUGCCUCAUCCAUCAGAGAAUACACACCAACCCCAGGAUGAAGAAGGAGCGGGAUGCUGCGGACAGGAGGAGAUAUUACAGUAUAAAGAAUAUCGUCUGUGAAGUCUGCGGAAAGAGAUAUGCAUCGAACGCUGCGCUACGCUACCAUCAGCGGGUGCAUACGGGUGAGAGGCCGUACCAAUGCUCCGAAUGUCCCAAGAACUUCACAAUGCCACUGUUUUUGCAAAUCCACAUGCGCACACACACUGGAGAGAGACCGUACGAGUGCCCGCAGUGUCCAAAAGCAUUUAGUAACAAGGCUGCACUGUUGCGACAUGAUCGGGUACACACCGGAAUCAAACCUUACGAAUGCCCUCAAUGUGGGAAAUUCUUCACGCAAUCGAACUCCAUGAAGCUCCACGUGAAAACUGUACACCUCAAGAUGCCAGCGCCCUACAAGAGCAGGAACAGACGAGCGAAACAAACAAACCGACAAGCUAUGAAUGUAGAAGUACAAAUCGAGGAAGGAAUGUAUCAGCCUCAGGUCAAGACGGAGCUCAAAGAAUAUGAAACUGAUGGGGAGAUAUACCAAGGAGAUGUUUAUCAAGAGGUGUACCAAGACGGAGACAUGUUGUACGAAGAAGUGAAGGUAGAGGGCUCGGAGAUUGCGAUGUACGCGAAUGAUGAUGAACCAGAAGUGUUGUACGAAGAAGUUUAUGAAAUAGAGGAAGUGUAGACUUUAUGUUAAGGAACCCACCCCCUGUUAAAUAUAGGCCCCCUGCCUUAUAAGUCGUCAUGGAUUAUUUAUAAUGGACUUAUUUAUACCAAAAAUGUUUGUAAUAAGAAGGACCCCUUUGAAAUGUUUCAGGGAUUAUUAAAGUGAUUCACUAGAAUAUCGCGGUUAAGUGUAAUUAGUGCUAUUGCUAAUUGUUGCCUUAAUAAUUAUAAAAUCUCCAAUAAAAUGUUUUUGAUUUUUUCGUACAAGUUGUAUACAUGUAGUCGUUUUCAAUGGCAAGCGAAGUAAUGAUAAAUAAAUAACAUUAACCUUCAAUGACAUUGUGGAUUCGCGAACGAAUGAAUUUUGUUCAUAAUAUAACAGUGCUGUUUGUGAAUCGCAUGAAAUACAUUGAUUUAAUAUUUAUUUAUCUUUAUUCCUUCUGCUAUUGAAAUGUGGUAUAGGUAACUAAUUUUAUUUAUUAGACUAUAAAAUAUGUAUGCCUAGUGCUAGUUUUUUUUUUUUUUACUUAUUCGAUAGUAUUGACAUUAGCUGCGAGUUGUAUGGAAUUCCGAUUUUGUUUCACUAGAUGGCGCUGUUUCCGUUCCAUAUAAAUCGCAGUUAACGUCAACGGGCAUAUGUUACUCUACUAGUAACACAAACGCUGUACAUGUGAGUGAGCGCGCAAUAUACUCCGCUAUGGACAUGAGUUGUUUAUAAUAUCACAUAAUAUAAAAGUUUAGUAUUUAUUAUUUAUGUUUUAAACAUUAAACGAUAUUCACCAAUGGUUUAUUUCUUGAAGAAAAACCUAAUAAAAAAUAUUGGUAUUUUUAUUUUAAUUUUUGGCGUAACUAAGUCCAAUGAUCCGCUAAGUUUGUUAAAGGAAUAAUUGCAUGGUAACUUUGUUCUAAAACUGCAUUCUAAUUUUAAAUUUUUAUUAGACAAACAAAUACAUAAAAAACCAAAUUAAAAUGUCAUUGUAGAUAUAAUUAUAUCACACAUGGAUUGGUUGUUUUUUUUUGUUUUAUUUUUUUUUACUUUCACUUUUACAAAACAGUCAAGAGGAUGAAAU
Nymphalis io (European peacock) is the source of this 4034-nucleotide messenger RNA. Its product is annotated as zinc finger protein 420-like. Gene Ontology annotation, cellular component: nucleus. The record is from RefSeq and is a predicted model, not a curated record. Gene Ontology annotation, molecular function: zinc ion binding. The transcript is spliced from 19 exons. Bases 281 to 2983 code for a protein of 900 amino acids. Lineage: Eukaryota; Metazoa; Arthropoda; Insecta; Lepidoptera; Nymphalidae.